GUGCCAUGUUAUGCCCACAAGCUACAUCACCAAUAGGCUCGAAGCCAUCGUUGAAAGUACUACACGUCGCCAUAUAUAUUUUGAUGAAAUUAUAGAAUUGGGGGAGUUGAUCAAUACCAAGACGCAGUUAUUACUUGCUUUAAAAAUGACCUUUAACCUAUCAAAGAAAUGCUCUAGCAUUGAAUUAGGAAAUGAAUGGCAAGAUCGAAUGUCAGACGAGAAAUCGGAUUGUGAAGAUUUAAUUAUGAACUACAGUCGCCUUAUUCAAAUAUGGACAGAGCUGGCCCCCAUCAUCGAAUCAAACGUAAACAUCCACAGAGUAUUGAAUCAUAUCAAGCAAUCCGUAAAAUAUAACCUUGACAAUGUCGAUGAGACGAGUACCGCGUUAGUAAUCCUGCGAGACGAGAUCUACUAUGUCAACAGCAAGAGAUUUCGAAUAUUCUUGGGAAGAAAUCAAUUGCGACUGUUAGACCCGUUGUUUGGAAAUUGGGAAAUUAUGCCAAUUGAAAUCGAGCCCCAGAAUGAGGACUCUUGCAUACACGAAACUAGACCAUAUCUCAUGACCUCAAAAGCUAUCCAACGUAUGAUUGAGAACACUUCAAAAACUAUUUUCGGAUUAAGAGCCGAAAUUAAUGUUGAAACAAUACGAUGAUUUUUUUGCGCCCAAUAAUAAAAAAAAAUUCU
Mucor mucedo is the source of this 684-nucleotide messenger RNA. RefSeq lists its product as uncharacterized. The record is from RefSeq and is a predicted model, not a curated record. The transcript has a single exon. The coding region runs from base 11 to 652 and encodes 213 amino acids. NCBI's taxonomy places the organism in Eukaryota, Fungi, Mucoromycota, Mucoromycetes, Mucorales, Mucoraceae.